AUGCUCAAAGUCUAUCGGCUUGUGGACCCACUUAUUCUCGAGUGUCCUCAUAUGCGUUCUCUAUAUCAGACUCGCACUUUCACUCAUUUAAUCGCAAGUCACAGUAAAAGCAACAAAAGCAAUUACUUGAUCACGACAUACACCAUCGCAAGAACCCACAAUCCCGAACAUCGCCACCGCGCAAUCUACAAGAUCAACCACCACCAGCAAUACCACGAUACACCACACCCAACCCAAGCCAACCUCACCACCACCUCCAAUCUCAAAAUGUACCGCCCAAUGUACACCUCACCACUAACCCGGGAAUGCAUCCCCUGGUCCCAACUCUCCUUCAAAGAGCGCAUGAACUCCGACGAAGCCAAAAUCGACCUUCGCAACCUCAACAUCAUGAUCUUCUUCGUCUUACCGAUGCUCUUCAUGUUCUGUGCCCUCGGCUACUACAGACGGAGAGGCGACUGGUACAAGCGGCGUGUGCAGGCUCUGGAGGAGGGGAUCGAGAAGAUGGACAAGGGUCAGCAGGACUGGGUCGAUCUGGGGCCGAAUCUUGAGGGGAGAAAGAAGUUGAUUAGACAGUUGGAGGAGGGACGGAGGUGGUGUGAGGAUAUGGUGCAGCAUUACCGGAGUAAUGAUGUGCUGCAGUAA
Fulvia fulva is the source of this 642-nucleotide messenger RNA. RefSeq lists its product as uncharacterized. The record is from RefSeq and is a predicted model, not a curated record. Lineage: Eukaryota; Fungi; Ascomycota; Dothideomycetes; Mycosphaerellales; Mycosphaerellaceae. Bases 1 to 642 code for a protein of 213 amino acids. The transcript has a single exon.